AUAGAGUAACCCAGCUCAGAGCUCAGGUGGAAAAUAUGUUGUCAGGACAGUUAUUAGAUAUCCACUCCAGAAAUAUGCUAUUUCUAUAAGACUGACAAGAAGAAACUUACUGUUUUAACAAAGGUAUUGGAAGCGCAGUUUGUCACGAGCAAUGAGGGGAAAAAAGUAAACACAUGGAAGAAGGUACCUUGGUCAGAAAGGAUCACAGUUUUUGGCCAAUGCUCUAUAUUCCAUGUUUUGUCCCUGUCAUGUGACAAAACMUKGAAAGGUUUGAAGGUAGAGUCACAUAUGUCACAAGAUCUCACUGCAACAUUGCAAAAAAUAUUGCUUCUAUCUGUCCUGCAGGUGACUGGUCAAUCUGAGUCUGGCAAAAAUGAGGAACCAGAGCAGACUGACCAAAUACAAUCAACUCCCAGACAAGAUGGCAGUGAUUUAAAAUCCAACAUUGCAGAGAAUCCGCACAACAAACCUGAAACCUUUGACUCUCCAAAUGCAGAGAAGGUGGAUGAAGAAGAGAAGGAUAAACCUGAAGACUCUGUCUAUGCGGAGACAGCCUCCACUUUGCAGAACGAGGAGCUCAAAACAGAGAAAGCGCUUCCACUUGAAGAACAAGAAGAAGCCAUGACAGACAGUAAACAGGAGACUGAAGAGCCCAGUUCUGUUCCUCUUCAAAACCAGUCUCUUCUACAGGUGAUCGAUCAGUCYGAGUCUGGCGGACACGAAGAACCAGAACAAACUAACCAACUGCAAUCAACUCCCGGACCAGAUGACACUGAUUUAAUAUCCAGCAAUACAGAGAACCUUCACAGCAAACCAAAUCCUGCCGCCUUUGACUCUCCAGAUGCAGAGAAGGUGAUGCAGAUAAAAUGCUCUAUUUAUGUUGGGGAAUGUGGCUCACAUCAUAYAUACAGAUUGAGGAGAAGCAGAGAAGAGCCCUUGCAUGAAAAAUAUUUGCCCAGGUGGACAGUGAGUUGAAGUAAAUGUUUAGAAGACAGACGAGGAAAGAGAUCCUUAAAGGAGAACAAAGACAAGAAUCAGGGUGUGUUCAACUUCUUUUCUCUGU
Molecule: messenger RNA, 1063 nt
Organism: Poecilia reticulata (guppy)
Lineage: Eukaryota; Metazoa; Chordata; Actinopteri; Cyprinodontiformes; Poeciliidae
Source: RefSeq, a predicted model, not a curated record